Molecule: messenger RNA, 1586 nt
Organism: Triticum dicoccoides
Lineage: Eukaryota; Viridiplantae; Streptophyta; Magnoliopsida; Poales; Poaceae
Product: F-box protein DOR-like
Exons: 2
Coding region: 168-1346 (392 amino acids)
Molecular function (GO): protein binding
Source: RefSeq, a predicted model, not a curated record
CCCAACAGGCCACACAACCCACAACCACUCUCGCCCUAGCACCUUCGCCGGCGGCGGCCUAUCUCCCUCGUCCCGUGCUCUGGCCCUUCGCCGGCGGCCGGCGGCCUAUCUCCUCCUCCGCCGACCGGAUACAAGCCGCAACUGACAGUAAGCUAACAUAUAAAGACAUGGCCCUUCACAAGAAGGCCACUGCUGCUAAAUUAACUGAUGAUCUAGUGGUUGAUAUCCUCUCCCGGCUGACGUACAAGUCAUUUUGCCGCUGCAAGUGUGCCUAUAAGGCCUGGUCUGCCUUUUCCUCUGAUCCAGACUACAGCAAGAAGCUGCCCAAAAAAGUAACCACUGGACUUCUGUACCAAGGUCACAAUAAGUCUGCUAUCCCGCUUGUUAGCCUGUGCCCAGAUGAUGGUGAAAUCGAUGGCAUUCUUGCUGAUGUGCCACACUAUGAGCAUUUAGAGUUCCUCGACUGCUGCAAUGGUUUAGUCCUUUGUAAGUAUAGGAGCAGCUAUACUUCUACAAACGUUUGCCGCUUCGUUGUGUGCAACCCAGCAACACGAGAGUGGAGGAUACUUCCUGAUACACAUCCUGGGACAGAUGACCCUCGUUAUGUAACUAUUUUGGCGUUUGAUCCAUCAUGGUCACCGCAGUUCUACAUCUUCAAUUUUCAUCUGAAACAUGUCCAUGGUUUGAUACUUGGUACCAGCAAACUUGAGAUAUUCCGGUUUGAAAGUUCCACGUGGCUUGAGGAUGAUACCUUGGACCGAGAUAUAAGUAUUUCUGGGCGAACACACUUAUUUGUUAAUGAAAUGUUGUAUGUGACUGUUGGAUAUGAAGUUUUGAUGUUCGAAGGCCUGGAGGCAAUGAAUGAUGGCAUACCGCCCUAUCAUCAGAUCAUAAGUUUGCCGCCUGAAGCUUCAGACCUGAGCACUUUUACCAAUGGUUGCUUUGGCAAAUCUUCAGGGAUCUUACACUAUGCAAUGCCGCAUGUGAAUGGUCGCUCGAUUGUUGUUUGGACAUUGGAUGAUUUGGCUCAUCAUUUAUGGACUUGGACUGAGAUGUGUCAUCUUAGUAUGACAGAUGCGUUUGGAAAGGAUGAGUUUAUUUACUAUGACAAUGGUGGCGAUGGUGGUGAUGAUAAAUGGUUUUGGAACUGUGAUUAUCGGAUUGUCGACCUCGACUUGGAGAGAGAGCUUGUUUUUCUCUCUGACCAGAAGGCAAAGAAGCUACUUUCAUACAAUAUCAGCACGGGGAAACUCAACGAGAUACAAGAUGUCCUUAUGUGGCAUCAGUACUACGUCUAUGUACCAUGCUACUCAGAGCUUCCAGCCCAAGAACCUUCUGUUGACUGAAUGUCAACUUCUGUUCAAUGUGCAUCUGUGGCAGUUCUGCUGCGAUUUGCUGAACCACCUUGUAUAUCACGCUGGUCGUUGUUAUCUGUGUGACAGUCCAGGAACCCUGCUUUUUUCACUUUGUUGAGGCAGAGUCGAUAUGUUAUGUUCCUGUACUAACUGAAAACUCUUCACCAUGUUCCUAGUUGAACAACUUGUUUGAGUUUGUUCCAUGUAAGAUUUGGUGUGUUCCGUAGGCUC